Salvelinus fontinalis (brook trout) is the source of this 2476-nucleotide messenger RNA. Its product is annotated as Bardet-Biedl syndrome 4 protein-like. The record is from RefSeq and is a predicted model, not a curated record. Lineage: Eukaryota; Metazoa; Chordata; Actinopteri; Salmoniformes; Salmonidae. Gene Ontology annotation, molecular function: protein binding. The transcript has 16 exons. Gene Ontology annotation, cellular component: ciliary basal body. Gene Ontology annotation, biological process: cilium assembly; protein localization to cilium. The coding region runs from base 663 to 2312 and encodes 549 amino acids.
AACCAUGGCAACAGUCUCCUGUGCUGUCAAGAUGGCGGACGAAGAAAACACACUAACUGUGAGGAUAAUUUACUUGCUAUGAAUUACAAUGGUAAACCGAAUAAAAUCUGCAAUGUCUUGGAUAUAACUAGCUGGGAUGUUUGUUGUUAGCAGUAUGUCUGUUAGCAGUAAUAUGUCUAGAAACGUUUUGCUGAGCAUUCUCCAGCUCUAGCUAGCUGAAAACAUAGCAACUAGCUAACGACUAGCUUGUUAAUGCUAGCAAAGUCGUUACAGCAGUAAUUGUUGUCGUUACAGCUCCGUAUGGGGCCAUGGCUAAAAGGGAUCCAGCUUUGGUCAAAUUAACGUCAAAAGUUGGAAGGUUUUGCAUUAACUAACCCUAGCCCUUUUCCUAAUCUUAACCUAAUUAUCACAAAAUGCUACAUUAACACGUUUUGCUUAGCUAGAUAAUUAGCUAAACUCACGAAAUUAAUGUCAUAACGUUAUUUUUCGAAAUCAAGGGGUAUGCCUUUAUUCCAUCCGUCGAUAAUUAGUGUACAUUCAAUUCAAAUAGUUCAAUGAUUUAUCUUGCGUUCUUAAUGACGCCCAAUAUUACUGGACGCCACAAGCAGAUGUGAAGUCGUCAUUACUCGUCGGCGACACGUUGUUAUUGUUGGACAGCAAACAUGGCGGAUGAAAGUGUUGCUGGAGCCAGCCUUCUUAAGCUCCCAGUGGCCCCUGAGACGAAGAAACGCCAGGCUCCAAAAGCUCCGGAACUUCCCAUUCUGGAGAGGAGGAACUGGCUCAUCCACCUGCACUACAUCCGCAAAGACUAUGAGACUUGCAAGGCAAUGAUCAAAGAGCAGCUACAGGAGACCCAGGGAAUGUGUGAAUAUGCCAUAUACGUACAAGCGCUAAUCUUGCGUCUGGAGGGGCAGAUCCAGCCAUCCCUGGAGCUGUUCCAGAGUUGUGCCAUCCUCAAUCCCACCAGCCCCGACAACCUCAAACAAGUGGCCCGAUCGCUUUUUCUGCUGGGGAAACACAAGGCAGCCAUUGAGGUUUAUCAUGAAGCUGCGAAACUCAAUGAAAAAGACUGGGAGAUCAACCAUAAUCUGGGUGUAUGCUAUUCCUUCAUAAAAGACUUCCAAAAUUCUGAAGAGCAGUUGAAUGCAGCCUUGCAGUUGAAAAAACACGACAGGACAUUCAUGACACUGGGAAAGGUCCACUUGUUGGCGGGAGACACGGACAAAGCCAUCGAAGUGUACAAAAGUGCAGUGGAGUUCUCUCCAGAGAAUGCAGAGUUGCUGACCACUCUGGGGCUCCUGUAUCUGCAGUUGGGGAAAUACCAAAAAGCAUUUGAACAUCUCGGGAAUGCACUUACUUAUGACCCUAAUAACUAUAAGGCCAUCCUGGCAGCAGGCAGUAUGAUGCAGACCCAUGGGGACUUUGAUGUGGCCAUGAACAAGUACCGCGUGGCAGCGUGCAUGGUCCCCGAGAGCCCCCCGCUCUGGAACAACAUUGGCAUGUGCUUCUUUGGCAAGAAGAAAUAUGUAGCAGCCAUCAGCUGUCUGAAGCGGGCCCACUACCUGUCUCCGUUUGACUGGAAGGUGCUGUACAACCUGGGCCUGGUGCACCUCACCAUGCAGCAGUAUGCCUCUGCCUUCCACUUCCUCAGCGCUGCCACCAACCUGCAGCCCCGCCUGGGAGAACUCUACAUGCUACUAGCAGUUGCACUGACCAAUCUGGAGGACGUGGACAAUGCCAGGAGAUCCUAUGAACAAGCUGUGGCUUUAGACCAGUCCAACCCUCUGGUCAACCUGAACUUUGCCAUUCUGCUGUACAACCACGGGGACAAGAAGGGAGCCCUGCAACAGUACCAGGAGAUGGAAAGUAAAGUCAACAUACUGAAGGACAGCAACACUGAGUUUGACCCUGAGCUAAUGGACAUGGCUCAGAAGAUGGCCGCUGCCUUGCAGGUGGGAGAGAGCCUGGAGUGGACCAAGCCGGUCAAAGACCCCAAGUCUAAGCAGCGCUCGGCUGGGGCCCCCAGUAAAACCCCUGGCAGCUCCCAGCAGCCCCUAGGCACCAACCAGGCCCUGGAGCAGGCCAUGUCCUCCGCCGCAGGCUACAACAAGAGCAUCACACUCCCCACAGGAGUGUCCCCCCACAGCCAGCCCACACCCCCCUCCCUGGCCUUGGAGGAGGAGCCUGAUGUGGAGACCACCCCCACCUCCCGAGCCCCUCAGCCAGAGGAGUCAGACCCCUCCACCACCCUGCCCCCUCUGGCAGCCAAGCCCAAAGUCAAGAAGAGCAAGUUGAAGCAAGAGCUGAACUAAACAGGGGCCCCUAUCUACUCCACAGGCUGGUAGUGUAUCAUCACUCCCAGAAUGUCACUCAGCCUAUCUAGUCCACAGGCCGGUAGUGUAUCAUCACUCCCAGAAUGUCACUCAGCCUAUCUACUCCACAGGCCGGUAGUGUAUCAUCACUCCCAGAAUGUCAC